Mycetomoellerius zeteki is the source of this 4565-nucleotide messenger RNA. It is a transcript of the gene brat, whose product is annotated as tripartite motif-containing protein brain tumor. The record is from RefSeq and is a predicted model, not a curated record. Gene Ontology annotation, molecular function: protein binding; mRNA 3'-UTR binding; zinc ion binding. Lineage: Eukaryota; Metazoa; Arthropoda; Insecta; Hymenoptera; Formicidae.
GCGUCGUUUCAGUUACCCAAUCGCAUCGCCGAUGUGAAGUAAGAGGGGGAGCGCGAGAGAGAACGAGUGAAAGAAAGAGUGAGAAAAAGAGAGAGAGAGAAAGGAGUGCGCGAGUGUGGCGUGUUCAUACGCGCAAAAGGGAGCGAAAGAGAAGGAUCAAAAUAAUACGAGAGAAAAGCGCAUCGGGGGAGGAGAAGAGAGGGAGAGGAAGAGAGAGAGAGAGAGAGAGAGAGAGAAAGAGGACGAGAAGAAGAGAGCGGAGACUAUGUUACGAGUCGUCUUCGUCGUCGCAGUCAUCGUCGUCAUGCCGCUCGGUCUUGCCUGAACAAAGGAAGGUUCUUCUCCCUCGGCUCUCCGCGUCGAGGGUCGUUUCCGAUCGACGAACCGUCGGGAUCCUUCCUCGGGUGUCUUCGGCGUGGCUCGUACGCGUCGGGCGCGCACGAAGCGGUCAGUCACGUAGCAGCGGCCGAGACGUGAGGAACAAAGGACGGCGGCAGGAUCUGCGCGCGCGUGAAAGAGGGAGAACGGUGCGGAGUAACAAAACCGAGCGUUGUAUUGUACAUAUACGGCGGUCGUGCGCGUUAUUUCCGGCGACAUUGUUGACACUUAGCGGUCGGUGUAAACUCCCUCGAUCGAAAUCUUCUCGAAAUCGAGAAAGAGUGGUAGAGAGAGGAGAAAUAACUCCGCCGAGAGCAGCCGCGAGCCGAAUAACACCGGUGCUCCGAAAGACAGGCGCGUCGUCGCGAACUCGACUUGUGCAUUGUGCGUUGUUUUUUUGCCUUUUUUUUUAUACUUUUCUAUCCCGACGAUAUCGCAGUGCGACGAUCCUGGAGUAAGGAGGAGGAGGAGGAGAGAGAGAGAGAGAGAGAGAGAGAGAGAGAGAGAGGGGGGAGAAGAAAGAAAGAAAGGAAGGAGCGGUAGCGUACCUGCCUAUCGGACAUCCUUCGAAAAGGGACACGAUUUGUGAGUGAAAGGGAGAGGGACCGAUUCGAUCGAGAGUGCAGAAGAGUAAGAGUGGAAGAAGGAGAGAAGCGAGACCCUCUCGGAUUUUUUGGCCUGCCUGCCUGUCUGCCUGCCUGCCUGCGCGACGAACCGGCGACCUAACCUAACGACAACGACGGUUGAGAAGUGCGCGCGAGAAUCGGAGAGAAAGAGAGAAUCUCGUCAGUGCGAGGGUCAAGGAAGAAAGAGAGAGAGAAAGAGAGAGCGGGAGGCGAAAGGACGAAAGUGAAAAGGUAAAAUCGGAGCGUCCUCCGUUCUUCGCUCCGGCGUAGGUUUAAACGACGUCGCGCGCGUCGUGGGGUUUUUUUUUCUUGUGACAUGUGCCGCGGAGUGUACCGCGAUUGAAGGGAGACACAAACGGGAAGCUCAAACAUUUAUUCGGCAGCGCACGGAUUAUCCUCGUGUUUACGGGAUGCCGGUUGACUGAAGAUGGCCUCGCCGACACCCUCAUUGGAAUCGCGCGCAAAUUCCCUCGGGUCCCCGGUCUCGCUGUCCCCAGUAACGGUGAGCGGCAAACCUGCUAGCGAUUCGGCGAUCUGCGACGUCGACAGCUGCGACUUGUGCCUCGACGCACCAAAGUCGGGCGAAGAUCCUUGCCCGCGCUGCCGGCUGGGUAGCACCGGUGGCACCAGUCGCAUCCAUUGCACCGGCUGCAAAUCCACUGAAGCUGGCGCUGUAGCGCGUUGUUACGAUUGUGAUCAGUUUCUCUGUCCAAAUUGCGUGAUGGCACAUCAAUAUAUGCUCUGCUUCGAAGGCCACCGAUUAUUGAACUUGGCCGACUCCAAGCUGGAGACCGUCGGUAGCGGCGGCGGUAGCGGUGGCGGCGGUGGAAAUGGCAGCGGCGGCGGUGGUGGUAGCACGAUCACCGCGACUACGGAAUUGCCUAAAAACGCCUGUAACGGCAGCAGCGGUGGCGGAGGCGGUGGUGGCAAUACUCUGGUUAUCAACGGCACCGGAAACAGCAACAAUGGUGGCAACGCUGAGAAGGUACACUUCUGUUUACGACAUAAGCAAGAGAUAAUCAAGUACUUCUGUAGAAGCUGCAAUGUGCCAAUUUGCAAAGAGUGCACGCUGACGGAGCAUACGGCGCCGUUACAUGACUGUGCCCACGUCACGGAAGUAGGUUCGCAACAACUGGAAGCAUUGUCGCGGAUCAUCCAGGAGUGCCGCUCGAAGGCGGCGGACGCGCGUGCGGCGGUCAAAGCAACGGACCAUAACGCCGCAAUACUACAGGUGCAGUAUCACAAAGCGCAAAAUGAGAUCAACGAUACCUUCCAGUUCUAUCGAUCAAUGCUGGACGAGCGCAAGCAGGAGCUACUGAAGGAACUCGAUUCGGUGUUCUCGACGAAGCAAAUCUCCUUGAAUGUGCUCUCCACGCGAGCGGGUGAGAUGGCAGACAAAAUGAUGCAGACCUGUGACUUCGUUGAGCGUGUAACCAAAGUUACCACUAUCACAGAUUUCCUCAUGGUCAAGAAGAUCCUUGAGGCUAAGCUCCAGUCACUGCUCAGUUACACUCCAAAUACAGACAUUGCCAAUCAAACAGCGGAUCUUGAGUUUGUCAGCAAUUAUCAAGCGAUACAAGUGGGAGUGAGGAAUACCUUCGGUUACGUUCGGAGUAAUAGUAACAGUGAAAACAACGCGAUCGGCAAACAACCACCUAUUGCACGACCUACUGCUCUGUCGAGCAACGGCAUUGGUAGCAGUAGCAGCAGCAACAUUAGCAACGGACCCGGAAGCGGCGUUGGUUCUCUGGGCAGUCUUCUCUUAGAUCGGACUUACAGUAACGGCCUGAUCUCCUCCAGUAUGAAUUGCGGAUCGUCAUCUUCACCUUCCUCGAUCGACACUGUCAGCAGCGUGAUCUCAAAACGUUUCAGUUCGGCCAAUAGUCUCGGCCCGUUCUCCACGACGAUCAGCGACGUGAAUCUAAACGGAAUGAAUGCCAAUCCGUAUGAGAAAUGGAGCAACGGCGGUAGUGACACUUACCCGGUCGUGACGACGAACGACCAUUUCGCGAUGCCGUCGGUAGCUGUAGCGACGAACGCCGCACCUGGCGAUUCCGUCCUUGACUUGACUUCGAAACUGAUGUCUACCGCGAUAUUCCCGCCCAAGUCGCAAAUUAAACGACAGAAGAUGAUUUACCAUUGUAAGUUCGGUGAGUUUGGCGUGAUGGAGGGUCAAUUCACCGAGCCGUCAGGCGUCGCGGUAAACGCGCAGAACGAUAUCAUCGUUGCUGACACGAACAAUCAUCGCAUUCAGAUCUUCGACAAAGAAGGCAGGUUCAAGUUUCAAUUUGGCGAGUGUGGCAAACGCGACGGCCAAUUGCUUUAUCCAAAUCGCGUCGCCGUUGUGAAGACAUCUGGUGACAUUAUUGUUACGGAACGUUCGCCGACUCACCAGAUUCAGAUUUACAAUCAAUACGGUCAAUUUGUACGCAAGUUCGGUGCAAACAUCCUCCAGCAUCCACGUGGCGUCACCGUCGACUCAAAAGGACGCAUCGUCGUCGUAGAAUGCAAAGUGAUGCGCGUCAUCAUCUUUGAUCAGACUGGCAACGUUCUACAAAAAUUUGGCUGUUCGAAACAUCUCGAAUUCCCGAACGGCGUGGUGGUGAACGAUAAACAGGAGAUCUUCAUCAGCGACAAUCGUGCUCAUUGUGUCAAGGUUUUUAACUACGAAGGCUCUUACUUACGACAGAUUGGCGGGGAAGGUAUCACCAACUAUCCGAUUGGCGUGGGCAUUAAUACGCACGGCGAGAUACUAAUAGCGGACAAUCAUAAUAAUUUCAAUCUGACUAUCUUCACGCAGGAUGGUCAGUUGGUCUCGGCCCUUGAAAGCAAGGUGAAGCACGCUCAGUGUUUUGAUGUGGCGCUAAUGGAUGACGGCUCGGUCGUACUGGCCAGUAAGGAUUACCGGCUGUACAUAUACCGCUAUGUACAGGUACCGCCGAUCGGCAUGUAGAGCAGUGACGCGUCACGACGACGACGAUGAUCGUCGUGCGCCAGUGUCAACGUUUUUCAUCGUGUCAUUGUCAUCGCCAUCAUCAUCGCCGCUCUUCGUCGUUGGACGGUCGCGUGGCCAUCACGAUCUCAUCGAUCUUUCCUCUCACCUACGUUCGCCUGUCUUCUACGUCUGCUUCAUCGUCAACGCUCGCGCGCUCAACUCACCAUCUUCGCCAUCAUCUAUCUAUCACCUUCUUCGCUCGCCCCAACGAGACGUUUCACACUGACCAUGAGAAAGAAGCGCACCAUUUAUUGCUUCAUACAUGACUCUCAAGGAACCAACUCCCGAGCGAGUGUCGUUUACGCGGCAAGAAAAUGGGAGCCCCCUCGCCGGAACUUUCCCGAGGCGCUCCUCUUGUGGACUCUGCCGAACGACGGACAUCACCGACGGUAUGCGAGAAAGCACGCGCGCGCUUCCCUCGAUAUCCUCCUCGCAUUUCCGCGAGCUGUCCCUCUUUAUCCCACGUGGACAAGCGGAAAGAAAGAGGAGAAACGCGCGACGCUUUGUGUGUAUAGCCCUUGCGACGCUGGGCUGUUUAGGACCCGCAAGAGAAAGAGAGAAAGUAA